GUUUCCUUACCUUUGACGGCUGCUCACUUAUCCGCAUCGAUGUUGACAGCCACGCCGCACGAACCUGUACGCGAAGUUUCUAAUAAAUGAUAUAUUAUACCAUUCCGUCGAGAGGCGGAGAGGGAAGGACGUCUUACUGGAGGGGUUGGGCAGCAAGUGGGCAUGAGGAGGUCCAGGAGAUGGCUUCAUCGAGGUCAAUCAUGUUACUCCCACAUCAACGCUUCCUCGCGAUACCUGAAGCACCUUUACAACUGCAUUUCAGCAUCAGCAAGUUCUUCUCAUGAGGGCUCAGGACAAGGCUUGUGGACACGGCUGGCGUUGUCGAGCAGGCACACGCAUCGGCGGGAGUUUUAGACUCACGCGGGAACAUUGGGGACUCACCCUUCCCAUCAGAUCACCUCCCUCCACUGCCCUCGAAUCCCUUAGAGUGACUACACAGCUCGACAACUUGCCUCAUCGCUGGACUCGCCACAGAAUAGCGCAAGUAAUACACAAGCGACCGUCGCAGCGAACGAGCCUCCAACCGCUUCCCUCGAUUCGAUCCAAGGAAUCUACCACCUCAAGACUACACAUACAACUGAUCCCCCAUCCCUCUAACAUCCAAAUAGAAAACAGUACAUCCGAAAACGUCGCUGAUUCUUCCAGAUCUACGGAACCCGCCGCAAGGCGCCGAGCCUUAAGCCGACGUACCGUCAUAGAACCCACCGUCAAACCAUACUUCUCAUCUUUUACAAUUUCGGCACCAGCUUGUCCAUCACCACCUGAUAACAUUUCCAACAUGCCCGCGUUAGACAUACUGGAAAGAUGCCAGUCCUACACGCUAGGCCGCUGUACAGAAGUCGAAGAACGACCUUUCAACGGACGAAGGCACAACCAGAUUCGCCGUCUGGAAACCUCGUAUGCGGGAUAGAAUCAACGAUAUAGUCUUUUACAUCGCUUUGCAUAUCCUUUCGUGCAGGCGCGCCCAUCUAAGUUGUUCUCUGAGAUGGGUGGACACGAU
Aaosphaeria arxii CBS 175.79 is the source of this 1000-nucleotide messenger RNA. RefSeq lists its product as uncharacterized. The record is from RefSeq and is a predicted model, not a curated record. The coding region runs from base 281 to 910 and encodes 209 amino acids. The transcript has a single exon. NCBI's taxonomy places the organism in Eukaryota, Fungi, Ascomycota, Dothideomycetes, Pleosporales.